This is a messenger RNA of Glycine soja, 800 nucleotides long. RefSeq names its product putative H/ACA ribonucleoprotein complex subunit 1-like protein 1. Bases 1 to 588 code for a protein of 195 amino acids. Gene Ontology annotation, molecular function: box H/ACA snoRNA binding. The record is from RefSeq and is a predicted model, not a curated record. Gene Ontology annotation, cellular component: box H/ACA snoRNP complex. Lineage: Eukaryota; Viridiplantae; Streptophyta; Magnoliopsida; Fabales; Fabaceae. The transcript is spliced from 4 exons. Gene Ontology annotation, biological process: ribosome biogenesis; snoRNA guided rRNA pseudouridine synthesis.
AUGAGACCCCCGAGAGGCGGUGGACGCGGCGGCGGAUUCAGAGGUGGCCGCGACGGUGGUGGUCGCGGCAGAGGUGGUUUUGGUCGCGGCGGAGGUGGUUUUGGUCGCGGCGGCGGCGGCGGAUAUCGUGACGAAGGACCACCCUCCGAAGUCGUAGAGGUGUCAUCUUUUAUGCAUGCAUGCGAGGGAGAUGCAGUGACAAAGCUUACAAAUGAGAAAGUUCCCUUUUUCAAUGCUCCUAUUUAUCUGAAAAACAUGACUCAGAUUGGGAAAGUUGAUGAAAUAUUUGGCCCCAUCAAUGAAGCUUACUUCUCAAUUAAGAUGAUGGAAGGGAUUGUUGCUACUUCUUAUUCAUCCGGCGACAAGUUUUAUAUUGAUCCAAGGAAACUGUUGCCUCUUGCAAGAUUUCUUCCACAACCCAAGGGACAAUCAGCUGGUAGAGGUGGUGGUGGAGGUGGUCGUGGUGGAUUUAGAGGUGGCCGUGGAGGUGGUGGUUUUCGUGGAAGGGGGGCUCCAAGGGGUGGGAGAGGUGGUCCUCCCAGGGGUGGUGGACGAGGUGGUGGUUUCAGGGGAAGGGGGAGAUCAUAGAACAAUUUUAUGUAAUGUUUUUCACAUUGCUGCAGUUUUUCUCCUUUGGAGAUAACAUAGAUGUUGAAUUGACUUUUUAUUUCUUAUGCAUCGAGUUCAUGUUGGUUGAUUAUGUUGUUAUCAUUAUGGGGAAGUCGAUUGAUUUGUGUAGUCUCUAUAGAAAUUGUGCUUGAUUCUAUCAAUUAAAAUCGAAAUGGAAAGUGGAAACUGGA